This is a messenger RNA of Lolium rigidum, 1355 nucleotides long. RefSeq lists its product as uncharacterized. The transcript is spliced from 3 exons. The coding region runs from base 580 to 972 and encodes 130 amino acids. The record is from RefSeq and is a predicted model, not a curated record. NCBI's taxonomy places the organism in Eukaryota, Viridiplantae, Streptophyta, Magnoliopsida, Poales, Poaceae.
GAUCUUUUGCCUUACCUGGUAUCUAAUAGAGUUAUGUGGCAAUGGAUAUCUUCAUUUUUUUAGAUAGAUUGGGUAUGGGGAUAGAUUGUUUUUACAUGUAUUCACAACUAGAGAAAAAUGAUCAAUGUUAUUGGGUAUGGAGAUUUCUAUCCAGUGGCUUUUCUAUUCACUGUAUUGUUCUGCGUGAUCUAUCUGUUAAUACAUGUAUUCACAACUAGAGAAAAAUGAUCAACGCUAUUAUGUCACUUUGCAGGUUUGUGUGCCUCUGUGUGGUGCAUAUUUCACAUGUUUGGAGCCUACAACCAUGUAUGCUCAUGCGUUUCUCUCAGAUUCUGAGUCUUGCAUUCAUUUCUUGAAUAGCAAGACGAUUCGAUGAAGAGUGGUUCCUACUGAUGCCGGAUGAAGACAUGCUGCUCUGUUUGCUUUGGAGGUUCACACCCAUGGUGUAGCAUCGUUGGAUGAUAUUUAGCGUAUUGAUAUCAUCACUUCAAUGGUAUUUGAAGCAGCCCAAAGCGAGAGUUAUUAGAUCGUUGAGCUCUCUUUAGAAAUUUCACUACCUGCAGUUGUAGCAGCUAAUGAAUGUGCCAUCAGGUUUAUGGCUUGAUGGAUUCAAAACUUAAGCUCAGUUCUGGAAGUGAUGAAUGGCAAAGAAUUGUUCCUUUGCAUCGUCAUUUCCCGUCUCUCUAUCUCUGGAUCUCCUUUGUGCAGCAGAUCGGCAAGGAUGCUCUCCAUAAGGACUUUGGGAAAAAGAUAAGUACUUACGACACAAAGUUUGGAAUCAAAUCUUGGACCCUAUGGUUAGUGUCGUUGGCUGUGGAGCUCACAAGCCUUGGUAUUCACUCAGAUGCAAUAGUCCUAAAUUAUAGGGUCGUGAAAGUUCAUCAGCUCUCGUCUGCUGAGAGGGACGAGGUGGGAUGGUUUCGGUUCUCUGUUACUACCAAACUCAGAAAGAUCAUUAAUGCAUCUACAUAACACUAUUUUUCCCAAUAAGCAACUUAUCUAAAAAAAAUAUUCAUUUCUUAUUUGGAUGCAUGUUUAAACUAAUGUUCUAUACUUUUGCUUGUCAUGGCUCUGUUUUGAAGGUUCGGGUUCUAAAGAACACUUGCCCAGUCACUUCUUUGUCAUCUUACUUAGUUGUAUGCCGUAAAAUAUGUGUAAUAAGCAUUCAUUUUUUUAUUAUGUAUUGUUCUAUUGUAUGCAGCAAUUCUUUUCAAUUGGCUGGUUCCAAUCUAUUAGUCCAUGGAUAGCCAUGCUAUAAUACUGUAUUGGUCUUUUUCAAAAUAACACUCAUGUGUGUUUCUUGAAUCAACUACAUUAAUUUCCCUUUCGAUGUUUGUUUAAUCUCAUUGCAUUGU